This is a messenger RNA of Penicillium riverlandense, 1821 nucleotides long. RefSeq names its product acyl-CoA synthetase. Gene Ontology annotation, molecular function: medium-chain fatty acid-CoA ligase activity. Gene Ontology annotation, biological process: fatty acid metabolic process. The transcript has 5 exons. Bases 1 to 1821 code for a protein of 606 amino acids. Lineage: Eukaryota; Fungi; Ascomycota; Eurotiomycetes; Eurotiales; Aspergillaceae. The record is from RefSeq and is a predicted model, not a curated record.
AUGUCCAGCCGCAGUCUCUCCGCGCUGGCGCACUUUUCGACCUCGCGCAUCCGCCCCAGCUCCAUAGUUAGUGCACGACCUGUCCGAGUUCGACACCGACUCCUCUCAACGCUCCCCAAUCUCCCCCUCUUCCGCGCCCUCCAGAGCCAUGACCCGUCCAGUCUGGCUGUUAUUCACAGCACGUCGGCCCGUUCCUUUACGUACGGCAGCCUGAUCGCCGACGUGGUGCGCGCGCGGAACGAGCUGGAGCGGAAAGCUGGGAGCGAAGGUGGCCACGGUCAAUUGACUGGCGAGCGGGUUGCUUUUCUCGCGGAGAAUAGCUAUGAUUACGUGGUGACGCUGCUGGCUAUCCUUGCCAACGACGCCAUUGCGCUUCCCUUGGCUCCCUCAUUCCCCGCAGGGGAGCUGCAGUAUAUCCUCGACAACUCGCAGGCCAAAGUACUGCUUUCUACCGAGAAGUAUGCCGACAAAGCGAGGGAGAUUCUCCGUGCGGGUCUGGACCGGGAACCCGUGUUUGAUAUCAGGAGCAAGAUCCAGAAGGGCGCCGCGGGCGAAUCGGUUACGCUGGAAGAUGCGAAGAAGCCCUCAUCUAGCGGGAUGAUGCUUUAUACUUCGGGCACUACGGCUCGGCCGAAAGGCGUGUUGAUUCCAGAAUCUGCUCUAGCUGCACAGGCAUCAUCGCUUCUUGAGGCAUGGAAGUAUUCCCCUCAAGACAGACUGCUUCAUCUCCUGCCACUGCAUCAUAUCCACGGGACGAUAAAUGCGCUGGUGGCGCCCCUCGUGGCUGGUUCGUGCAUCGAGUUUAUGUACCCGUUCAACACAGAUCAAGUGUGGUCGCGACUCGCUGCACCAUUCCUACCAUCUGGCAACUCCAGCGGAAAGCAGAAGCAGCCAAUUACAUUCCUAACAGCCGUACCGACAGUCUACAACCGGCUCAUGAACGCAUUCCCCAAUCUAACACCAGACUUUCAACAAGCAGCGAAAAAAGGCAUUGCCCCGGAAAACCUCCGACUCAACAUCUCAGGCUCCGCUGCACUCCCCACACCCACCAAAACAGCCUGGAAAAAUCUGAGCGAUGGCAACGUCCUCCUCGAGCGAUUUGGUAUGACCGAAGUAGGAAUGGCGCUCAGCUGCGGGCUCGACUUGGCAGACCGCGUCGACGGCAGCGUGGGCUGGCCACUUCCAGGCGUGGAAGUCCGUCUUGUCGACACGGAGACGGAGCAGGUCAUCCAACCAGGCGAAGAAGUCGCCCCGGACGGCCGCACGCGCGAGGGAGAGAUCCAGCUGCGCGGGGCUACGCUGUUCAGCAGGUACUGGGCGAAUGAGAAAGCGACUCGCGAGGCCUUCGUUGCGAGCGACGAUGGCGGAACGCCGUGGUUCAAAACUGGCGAUGUGGCGACGAGGCAUACCGUCGAGGGUGCCGGUACUGGUCGCAGCGGACCCUGGGCAAGGGGGCCUAUGUAUUUCAUCCGCGGCCGGAAGAGCGUCGAUAUCAUCAAGACGGGAGGUGAGAAAGUCAGCGCGUUGGAGGUGGAGCGGGAGUUGCUUUCUCUUCCCCAAAUCAGUGAAGCAGCGGUAGUAGGCCUCCCCUCCGAACAAUGGGGUCAAAAAGUCGCCGCCGUCAUCGUCCUGCAUCCGUCCGCGCAGACAGCCGGCCGGAAUGGAAAGCCCUGGGGCGCAAUGGAUAUGCGGCGCGCCCUGCGUGAUCGAUUGGCGGCUUAUAAGGUGCCGCAGGAGAUGAAGCUUUUAGAUUCUAUUCCGAGGAAUGCGAUGGGGAAGGUUAAUAAGAAAGCGCUUGUGAAAGAGGUUUUUGGUGUUUGA